Messenger RNA from Nyctereutes procyonoides (raccoon dog), 3867 nucleotides. RefSeq names its product ubiquitin specific peptidase 4 (gene USP4). NCBI's taxonomy places the organism in Eukaryota, Metazoa, Chordata, Mammalia, Carnivora, Canidae. Gene Ontology annotation, molecular function: cysteine-type deubiquitinase activity. The transcript has 7 exons. Gene Ontology annotation, biological process: protein deubiquitination. The record is from RefSeq and is a predicted model, not a curated record. The coding region runs from base 28 to 732 and encodes 234 amino acids.
GCCGGCUGGGCCGGGGCGGCGGACGAGAUGGCGGAAGGUGGAGGGUACCGUGAGCGGCCUGAUGCGGAGACCCAGAAAUCCGAGCUCGGGGCCUUGAUGAGGACCACGCUCCAACGAGGGGCGCAGUGGUAUCUUAUUGACAGCCGGUGGUUCAAGCAGUGGAAGAAGUAUGUGGGUUUCGACAGCUGGGAUAUGUACAAUGUGGGUGAACACAAUCUGUUUCCUGGCCCGAUAGAUAACUCUGGACUCUUCUCAGAUCCCGAGAGUCAGACAUUGAAAGAACAUUUAAUUGAUGAAUUGGACUAUGUAUUGGUCCCAACCGAGGCCUGGAAUAAAUUACUAAACUGGUAUGGCUGUGUAGAAGGCCAGCAGCCCAUUGUCAGAAAAGUUGUGGAGCACGGCCUGUUUGUCAAGCAUUGCAAGGUAGAGGUGUAUUUGCUGGAACUGAAGCUCUGUGAGAAUAGCAACCCCACCAAUGUGCUGAGUUGCCAUUUCAGCAAGGCAGACACCAUCGCAACCAUCGAGAAGGAGAUGCGGAAGCUGUUCAACAUCCCUGCUGAGCGUGAAACACGGCUGUGGAACAAAUACAUGAGUAAUACCUACGAGCAGCUCAGCAAGCUAGACAACACUGUCCAGGAUGCCGGGCUCUACCAGGGUCAGGUGCUAGUAAUUGAGCCCCAAAAUGAAGAUGGCACAUGGCCGAGACAGACCUUGCAGUCAAAAAAGAAAUGAGCAGAAGUUAUGAACAGACAUUUCUCCAAAGAAGACCUAAAAAUGGCCAACAGACACAUGAAAAACUGCUCAAUAUCAUUUGGCAUCAGAGAAAUACAAAUCAAAAUCACAAUGAGAUACCACCUCACACCCAUCAGAAUGGCUAAAAUUAACAAGUCAGGAAACAAAAGCUGUUGGUGAGGAUGCAGAGAAAAGGGAACCCUCUUACACUGUUGGUGGGAAUGUAAGCUGAUACAGCCGUUCUGGGAAAAAAAAAGUAUGGAGUUCCUCAGAAAGUUGAAAAUAGAGCUGCCCUGCAACCCAGCAAUUGCACUAAGUAUUUGUCCCAAAAAUACAAAUGUAGUGAUCCAAAGGGACGCCUGCACUCCAGUGGUUCAUAGCAAUGUCCACAAUAGCCAAACUGUAGAAAGAGCCCAAAUGUCCAUCUACAGAUAAAUGGAUAAAGAUGUGGCAUAUGUGUGUGUGUAUACACACACAUACACAUUGGAAUAUUAUUCAGCCAUAAAAAAUGAAAUCUUGCCAUUUGCAAUGACUUGUAUGGAACUAGAGGGUAUUAUGCUAAGCGAAAUAAGUCAAACAUGAUAGUAUUUCACUUGUGGAAUUUAAGAAAAAACAGGAUCAUAAGGGAAGGGAGGAAAAACCAAGACAAUUAGGGAGACAAAUCAUAAUAAAUUCUUAAUCAUAGGAAAGAAACAGCAUUGCUGGAGUCGAGGGGGAUGGGGUAACUAAAUGAUGGAUGUUAAGGAGGGCACGUGAUGUAAUGAGCAGAUAGGUUUCACUGGCCAUGAACCAGGGAAUGUGGGCAGCCUCUAGAAGUUCUUACAGCCUCUACUAAGGAACACAGCUUUUUAGGUCAGUGAGGAUCAUUUUGGAUUUCUGACCUGCAAAACUGUUAAGAUAAUUUAUGUUGUUUUAAGCCAUUAAGUUUUUGGUGAUUUGUGACAGCAGCAAUCAGAAGGCUAGCCUAAACUGCUAACUCUUUUCUCGGAACUGGAAAUGUCUAGAGCUGAGAAAAAAUAACAUAAAAACUGUGAGGAACCCCCAGGGGAAACAAGGUGGUCAGAUUUCUGUGAGGUAGGGUUAACAACUCAGAGCAGAAGAGGUUGGAUGUACUGGCCAAGGGACACUCUUAGAGUCCUGCCUGUUUCUCUUCCUAGUGCUACUUCUUCACAUCCUUUCCACACCUUGAGGUCUCCGAUUCCAAAGAAGGGACAUAGCUUUUGUAAAAGAGCAAUGCCUCUUUGAAUUUUCCUGAAGGUUAAAGCCUUCCUGCAAUGUGGAGUGAGCCCGUGGCUGGUGAGCCCAGAGUGAGAGUCCUGAGGUACACUCUCUUCUCCCCUCCCCCUAGUAGUGCCAGACACUGUUCUAAAUACUGUAGAUACAGCAAUUAACAAAGUUUCUAUCUCAAGGAACAGUAAAUAGACCAGAAAAGCCCACAUGUCCAAUGAUUUUUAAGUACUGUAGAAAAAAAUCAAGGAAGAAAAUGAGAAAGUGUUAGGCUUUGGGAAGGGUUAGAUUUAAAUAGGAUGAUGGGGAGGCCCCACGGAGGUGCCAUUUGAACAUGAUCACAAAGGAGGUGAGGGAGUCAGCAGCCAGCAGAUUGCUUAAUGAGAAUAAUGUGAGGCUGAGGCACCAGCAGUGCUGGCAGUUCUGAGGUGGAAGCAGGCUUUGUUGAAGACUGGCAGGAGUAUUUUGUGGCUCAUGCCAGAAGGGAUGGCAGGAGGGUUUGGGGGAUGAGGUGGUAGGCCCCAUGGGCCACAUGAGACCAUGGAUUCUACCUGAACUCCAUAGGGAGUUCCUUGGAGAGAUUGCUGUGAGUGGAGGAGUAUGAUCUCACUUGGUGAAUGUUCACAGGGAGCCGUGAUGAGAAGCUGACUGGUAUAGUCAGAGUGAAAGGAAAAUGGCAGAUUGACAGCCUGUGGUAGUGGGAACAUAAUUCAUGUUCCCAGCCUCCUGUGUGGAUGCAGUAAGCAUAAUGAAUAUCAAGCAAAGGAAGGAAAUGGGUCCAUGAAACAGGAAUAAGUAGGCAUCCUUGGGAACAAAGAAUUCAGGAGAUGGGUUGAGUAGCAUAAUGGAUGUAGCUGAAGACUGAAUGAGCAAGUUGGAAGGUCAGGUUUAAGAAUUCUGUAAGGCAUUGGGAUAAAAAGGUGAAAGGUGAAGCACAGUGCUAUAAGGAUGAGUGUAGAAAUGUCAAUAUUUGUAUAAUAGAAAUCUCAGAAGCAGAGAGGAAAUGACAGGAAGAAGGGGAAGAACAUGUUUGAGAAUAUAAUGACCAAGAGUUUCUCAGAAAUCCUAAGAGGAAAAGGUCUGUAAUUUAAAGAAUGCUAAACAUGACAGAUGGAAGGAAGAAAGCCCACGCCUCGACACACUACAGUGAAAAUUUAACAAAGAUGUAGAGAAAAUUCCAAAUUUUUUGAAAGGAAGUCACAAAGGAACAAGCAGACCAGUAUCAAAUUUGAUCUAUUGAUCUAAGAGCUACUUUUUUCAGUGUCAAAGUAAAAUGGCUUUAAAAGCAGAAUUUUGUAUCUUACUAAACUGUUAUUAAACGUAGUAUUUUUUUCCUCUAGCAUAGCUGACCUUGGAAGGUUUUCCGCACAGAGCUCUUGAGUGGGGAAAGUACUUUUAAGAGCUCAGCGGCAUGCGGUAGAAUCCAUAACACAUAUGGGAGAGCACAUAGCUAAGGAAGUGUUCUUUUGGUCAGAAGAACAAGGGUUUUGUGAUUUUGGAGUAAGCAAACAUUUCUUAACAUGAGACAACCCCACAAACCAUGGAGAAGGAAAUGGAUAGAAGGGGUGACUGAUUUACAAGUUAAGAACUUCACUAGAGAGUAAAAAGGCAAGCCACGGGGUGAGAAAAGAUAUUUGCAAUACAUAUGUCUGACACAUUGCCUAUAUGCAGAAUUUUGAAGAAACACCUCCAAGUCAAUAAGUAAGUUAGGCAACCCCAUUAGAAAAGAGGCAAAAAGGGGAUCCCUGGGUGGCGCAGCGGUUUGGCGCCUGCCUUUGGCCCGGGGCGCGAUCCUGGAGACCCGGGAUCGAAUCCCACAUCGGGCUCCCGGUGCAUGGAGCCUGCUUCUCCCUCUGCCUGUGUCUCUGCCUCUCUCUCUCUCACUGUGUGCCUGUCAUAAAUAAAGUA